Molecule: messenger RNA, 564 nt
Organism: Phytophthora nicotianae INRA-310
Lineage: Eukaryota; Oomycota; Peronosporomycetes; Peronosporales; Peronosporaceae
Exons: 1
Coding region: 1-564 (187 amino acids)
Source: RefSeq, a predicted model, not a curated record
AUGUUCAUUCCACGUGAUCAAGUACCUACGCGCACGGCCUCGCGGAAGCCUGAGUACGACAAGCUGUCGUCCGACGACCAUGACGCGAUUAACACACUGGUACACAACAUGCUGUACGCCAUGAGUGAGGAAAUCUACGAUACCAAUUGGGCUUCCAUGAAGACCCAGAACUGGGUUCACCUUAUUUUACGAGUACCUUUUCAUGUCAGUGAGUUCAAGCCUGGAGAAUUGAAACGAAAGUCUCUUAAUGCUGCCGUCAAAUACAAGGAGGCACUCAGUGCAACGCAGGCCAUAUGUAGCGAGCUGGCAUAUAUCGACAAUGGUGUCAAGUUCCAUGAGCUUCUGGAGUUCGUCCUCGAGCAGAGGAUGAAUGUCCGGCAAAGAAAGCGAUUGAAGUGUGGAUCAAAGACCGUUCCUAUGAAGCGUGGACGCUCUGAUAGCGAUGUGGAAGCUGUAGGGGCUCCAUCAACCCAGCGGCGCGACGACAAUGAUGCUGGGGACAACGGUUUUCGAAUUUAUCUCAACCCAAGGCUGCCAAGCGUAGACGGCCUCGCUCCAACUUGA